Molecule: messenger RNA, 1749 nt
Organism: Prosopis cineraria
Lineage: Eukaryota; Viridiplantae; Streptophyta; Magnoliopsida; Fabales; Fabaceae
Product: protein ABIL1-like
Exons: 9
Coding region: 230-1150 (306 amino acids)
Source: RefSeq, a predicted model, not a curated record
CACUUCUCUUCCGUUCCGCAUUGCUUCAAUUAUACCCUGGCUCUCUCUCUCUCACCUGAUUAAUUAUUACCUCUCUCCCACCGAAACCUAACCCACCAGCAAAUUCCCAUUCAUUAUACUAAUCACUGAUAACUUUUUACUAUGCAUUUCUAGUUCUUGGCGUGCAAGUCGAACUACUACUUCUGGGGUUCGUUUCUUUGGUUUUCUGCGUAUUGUUGUUGGAUUAUUCAUGGAAUUAAUGGAGCAAUCGAGGCCUGUGAAUUUGGCCAUGACGUUUGACGAGGUCUCCAUGGAGCGAAGCAAGAGCUUCGUCAAUGCCUUGCAGGAACUCAAGAACCUGAGGCCCCAGCUUUAUUCUGCUGCAGAAUACUGUGAAAAAUCUUAUUUUCACAGCGAACAGAAACAAAUGGUGCUUGACAACCUGAAAGAUUAUGCUGUAAGAGCCUUAGUGAAUGCUGUUGAUCAUCUUGGAACUGUUGCAUACAAGUUAGGGGACCUACUCGAGCAGCAAACUUCGGAUGUCUCAACCAUGGACUUGAAGGUCUCUACUCUGAAUCAGCAAUUUCUAACAUGCCAAAUUUACACGGAUAAAGAAGGUCUUAGGAAACAGCAAUUGUUUGCUUUAAUUCCCAGACAUCAUAAGCACUACAUAUUGCCAAACUCUGUCAAUAAGAAGGUGCACUUUAGUCCACACAUACAGAUUGAUGCAAGGCAAACUCUUUUUCAAGCUAGAAGCCAAUCUCAUAUUCCGGGUACCCCUGCAUCGAAAACACUUUCUUGGCAUUUGGCUUCAGAGACUAAGUCUACAUUGAAAGGCACUUCAUAUUCUUCAGCUAACCCUGAGGACUCAAAAAUUUCUCCUCCAACUACUGUAGCUUUCCAACUUUUAGAUAAUGUAGAGAGUACACGGGUGAAAUCUUCAGCAGCACAAAUUCACUUUCCCAAUGGAGGUCUCACAUCUAGUACAGAUGUUCAAACAAUGGGUAUCACCCGUAAGGAUUCGUUGGAGGGUUCCAAACAAUUGACGGCAUUCAAGUCAUUUGACAACCAAAAUCGGCGUGAGAUUUCUUACACCCCCGCUCGCAGCAAGAGUGUGCUAUCAGCUUUCUUUGCCAAGCCAAAAGUUCCCAAGACCAGUUAUGUCUCAUGAUUAAUUCUGAAAAGCAAGCUUCUUCAUAUUGUGGGUAGAUGUAGAUGCCUUAAUAUAGGUCAAGAUGAUAAAAAGUAACUCAGUUGCUGUCAAGUUCUUCAAUAGAAUUAUAACAUGUGACGUUUUUACUCAUAACAAAAUUAAUAAUGCAAUGCCCCAUGGUAAAAGAAUGGGGCAAAAAAUUCACUUGUUAUGUUUCUAUUGAAGCAUAUCAUGGCAGACACUGAAGGGACGACCACCUUACCUUGGACACAAUAAGACGCGUGUUCCUCUUCUAUGUGGCCAUUCGUGCAGUUCCAUGGAAUCGAGUUUUAUAGGACAAGCCUUUGAAUAAUGAUCCUGUGUAUAGUAGCUGACUGGCCAACCUGUAAUGAAUAAUAAUGGUGUUGAUCUUCUCCUGGUUGAGUCUUUUUGCCUUUUCUUAAAAUUGUGUUUGAUUUGUGAUUUUUACCAGCUGCGUUUAGGUGCUUUUAGAUGAAGUUUGUAUUACUGAUUCUAUGGAAAAUGUUGUGAUUUUUUCCCCUCCCGUUUCGAGUGCUGCUUGCUGGAAGGGGCCCAUUUUAGUUUAAUACCAGCUUUUAUCUUCUCUUCUUUUUUAA